This is a messenger RNA of Falco peregrinus (peregrine falcon), 544 nucleotides long. It is a transcript of the gene IFITM5, whose product is annotated as interferon induced transmembrane protein 5. Gene Ontology annotation, cellular component: plasma membrane. The record is from RefSeq and is a predicted model, not a curated record. Lineage: Eukaryota; Metazoa; Chordata; Aves; Falconiformes; Falconidae. Gene Ontology annotation, biological process: bone morphogenesis; bone mineralization.
AGGCUGGUGGAGCCGGAGAGCUGCGUGGUGCCUCUCUCCGUGGCCAUGGACACCUCCUACCCACAGGAGGACUACCUGCCCAUGCCGUCCCACAAGCGGGAGCCAUCUCCCACCACCUCCCCGCUGCCCCGCGACCACCUCAUCUGGUCCAUCUUCAACACCAUCUACAUGAACUUCUGCUGCCUUGGCUUCGUGGCGCUUGCCUUCUCCGUCAAGGUACGGGCACCGAGCGCCGGGAGACCGGAAAGCGGCCGGGGGGACGUGGAAGCUGCUCGGCGCUUCAGUGCCAAGGCCAGGUGCUACAAACGCCCUGGCAUUGGCGGAGCGGUGGUGCUGCCGCUGCUUGCUCGCUGCCUGCUGGUCAUCACGGGCGUCAUCCACCUCUCCAAGCUUGCCCAGGAGUCUGCUGGCUUCUUCACCUACCAGUUCAGUGGGAGCAACGAGGAGGACAAGUGGACCAGUGGGCGAAGGGCUUGUUGAAACUCCUUGGUAUCGGCUGGUGGCCCCCCCUGCUCAAAAAACCCACUGGGUCCCAGCGUAACCC